Rhodotorula toruloides NP11 is the source of this 1017-nucleotide messenger RNA. Its product is annotated as mitochondrial ribosomal protein subunit Rsm25. Gene Ontology annotation, molecular function: structural constituent of ribosome. Lineage: Eukaryota; Fungi; Basidiomycota; Microbotryomycetes; Sporidiobolales; Sporidiobolaceae. The coding region runs from base 1 to 1017 and encodes 338 amino acids. Gene Ontology annotation, cellular component: mitochondrial small ribosomal subunit. The transcript is spliced from 2 exons. The record is from RefSeq and is a predicted model, not a curated record.
AUGAACGCGCGCAAGUCGGCGAAGAACAUCCCGCACGCGAUUGGGCGACAGCUCAAGUCGGGCGCGUUCCUCAAGAACCCGCCUGCCUCUUUCUACCCGAUCCUCGCACACCCUCCACCACCCUCUCUCGUCCGGACCUUCCCCGAGCGCCCCGAAGCCGACCUUCCCCUCCGAGCGCGGAAGUCGCAGCAGGGUGCGGACAACCGGUCGAUGUACCAGACGGCCAAGCAGAAGCAGGAGCGGGGGAUCAAGCUCACGGCGCACGAGGAGGAGGCUCUGAGGGACCCGCUCGGAGCAGGAGCCGUUCGCGAUGUCACGCGGAAGGCGCCGCCUACUGCCUGGGGGAUGGGCAAGGUCAGGCCUCGGGAGAUCGUCUUUCCCGAAGACAAGAUUCGCCGCCUCUUCUUCCUCGACCACCCGUACGAAGCGUACCGGCCGACCACGCUUGUCGAGAACGAGCGCAUCACCGAGCCCGAAUACCCGCAGGGCAAGGAGUGGACUGAGCUGCGACAACGGUCGACGUUCCCUACGCCUGAAGACUGCAUCUCCUUCAUCAGCAACCUGAUUGAGCACCACAACAUGCCACUGUCGAAGGCAUACCCGCACGGCGUCGCCCAGUUCCGCACACUCCGCGCCGAGCAGGAAACCGCGAACCGAUCUGCCCGCCUCGAAGCGCAAGCGCACGGCGCUACCUUCUUCGGCGAGGUCGAGAAGCAGAUCCGCAUACAGGAGAAGGUCCUCGACGAGUGGAAGGACGCUCGGCUCAUUCAGGACGCGUUCACCGCGCUCACUGGAACUGGCUCGACGAGGCAGAACGUCCAGGCGGCGCUCAAGGCGGCGAGCCAGGCUGCCAGGCCGGUGCAGCAGGCUCAGGAGUCGAAGUGGGGCGAUGUUCCGACUCGCCCGGCGCUCGAAGGAGGCGAGCCCGUCACGGCUGGCUUCACGGGAGGCGUCGAGCUUUUGCGCAGGUUUGCUGAGGCGGGCGCGGUCCCUGCAGCGGCGACCCAGUCUGUUUAG